Molecule: messenger RNA, 4698 nt
Organism: Brienomyrus brachyistius
Lineage: Eukaryota; Metazoa; Chordata; Actinopteri; Osteoglossiformes; Mormyridae
Gene: armh1
Product: armadillo like helical domain containing 1
Exons: 12
Coding region: 578-1807 (409 amino acids)
Source: RefSeq, a predicted model, not a curated record
AGAAAUGUCCCAAAGCGAUCGAAAAAUAAACUGUAAUCUGGAAAACUGAAGUAGGAGUAGGCCUAUGUCUUACGUAAAUAAUUAAAUCCAUGUAGUUAACUGGCUCAGUGGAACCUUUAUUUUGGUAGAUUCAGAAAUGCGUGUAAAAUGUAUUUAACCAGGCAUAUUACUAAAAUUAUUUUACACUAGGAUAAAAAGAUUUAUAUAGCUAACAGCGCGGCAUCUGUCUCCCGUAAAUAACGUUACCAGAAAGGAACUAAGCCACAUUUCCGCGUCACAGCAACACAAGAGCGUCUGUAGCAACGGUGAAUAAGCCUGUUGCUGGGUUUGCACAUUUUCCUUCACCGCUGGACCAGAACAAUCGUUCUUAACAUACCCCGCUGGUAACAUUAACAUCUACCUUAGUCUUGGUGCUUUUUAACCUAUUUUUUUCAGCAACAGUUUCCGCUUAAUUGCAGACAAUUGUAUGUAUCUCAUUCGCGUGCUCGACUGGCCAUUGUAGGAUUUUCCAGCAGUAUUUCUGCAAUUAUACUUUGGAAAGUGGUAAUACUUGUGACUAGUGUAUUUGGUGAAGGUGAUGUCCAGCAGAAACCAGCAGGUGGGGAUUAAGCGGCUGCUGCAGUUUUUCCGCCAAUGGGACCGCGGCAGCGCGGCGGCGCGGAGCCGCAUGCUGGAAGCGUUCGUUGGCCGCAGCCUGGGGGACACCGGCCCGGAGCUGGAGCUGCGCUUCGCCCAAUCGGCCAGUCUCUUUUUGGCCAGGAUCACGGCGUGGAUCAGGCUGCACUAUAUGUUUGGGACAUACUUGGGGCUGCAGCUUCGAGCUGUGGGUGUCUUUCUUUCGGCCUCAAACAGUCACCGUUACCUAACUGAGUUUCUUGAAGUGGGAGGGGUUCUCACUCUGUUGGAAAUCUUAAAUCAGAAACAGAUAAAAGAUGAGGAUAAGACAGAAGCCCUCCGUCUAUUGCAGAUCAUUUCCGACGCUGGUCGGAAGUACAAAGAGCUCAUUUGUGAAAGCUUCGGAGUCCGAGUCAUCGUAGAAUGCCUGGCCAAGUCCACAUCUGUGGACACCAAGGAGACAGCCAGUGUCCUGCUGGAGUCUCUGGCUCAUGGAAACUAUAAAUACCAGGAGCAGGUCUACAAAGGGCUAGUGGCCUUGCUGCAGUGCACUUCCCCCAAGGCCCAGCAACUUGCUCUGCAGAACCUCCGUAUUGUACAUAAAAUUGUGAAUUCUGCUCAUCCUAACAUUGUAGAGCCUUUGUUGAAUAUGCUGAAGUCAUUGAACCUUGAAGUUCAAUAUGAAGCUAUAGAAUUAAUCAGAGAUUUAAUGUCAUAUGAUGAAGUUAAACCAGCUCUUCUGAAGGGUCUAGUCGCUUUGUUGAAACCAGUGAAAAAAGAACCACAGCAAUAUCAAAUCCUUAAAGAUCCUGAAAGAAUCAACAUGACGACAUCGUUGCCUGUUUCUAUUCAACAAGCAGCUGCAGCAAAAGCUAUAAGGAUGCUGUCACAGGGCAGCAGUCAGCUGUCACACGAUCUGCUUCACCAUGAUGUAAUGCAUUAUCUGCUAUAUGCCAUGGGUAACAGGGAGCAUGCGGAUUCCCAGAAGCAGGCCUGCCUGGCUCUGAAGCAAUUUGUGCACACCCACCCAGUCCUGGUGGAGCAUGUACAAGCAGCAAUGGGGAUCACGUUGUUUGACUUGUUCAUGAAUAAUCCCGAGGCUUUGUACAUGAAGAUGAACGGCAUUCAAGCAGAUAUACUGGUGUCAAACAAAAUGAACAUUUCUGAAGGUCUUGAAGAGUGUGCACGCUGACAGAACUCCUUUAUGUGUUUGCGUGCAUUGAAGUCUUGUCAGUAGACACACAACUGACACUUUGAAGGUUUGUUUUUUUAAUCCUGGCAUUACUUAUAUAAAGUAUACAUGAGAUGUGUCAGUCAAUCCGCAUAGUUAACUGCUUAUUCCAGCCCACCCAACACAAACAAAAGACACAAACACACAAAGAGCGCAGAAGUGGUUCAGACGCCACCCCCCAGGAGACAUGAGGCAACACUGUUACGCAUUAAGCCACUGUACUGUACUGCAUCUCUCAGAAGGAUGCUGUUCGUAGGUAUUUUAAGGUGAUUUACAGACAUCUUGUAUUUAAAUAUAUACAGUGUAGCAGAUGGCCGGGACAAUGUGGUUUACCAUAAUGCCAAAAAACAGAACAAGUUAAAUUAGUAGAAGGAUCAGUAGUUUUAUUAUUUUUUUCUUCUCUUAUCAUAAUAGAAUAAUGUGACCCAAAAAGUCACCUUAAUUCCCCCAGGAUGAUCGACAGCAAGCUGGUAAAAAGCAGCAUGACCUAAAAACUGGAAAAAACUCCUCUUGGACCUUUAUGACCAGGCCCAAAUACAACCAGUCAUUCUUCAUUCCAUGCCAGUGGUUCUUUGCAUCAUCUCUACCAGAGGAAACUUUACAUUCUCCCUGGUGAAACUCAAGUGAAGGAUUACAAAUGCAGUGCAUUUCCCUGCAUUUCCUUUUAAUUGGAAUUUAAUACUCAUUAUAGUUUAUCGUGUGACUUUUAUAGAACAUUUUAUUUGGACCCCAGAAAGAAGUCAUCUUAACCACUGAUGUUAUUAAAAUGACAACAAUGCUGCUGUACUUAUAGUGACCUAAAGUAUAAAAGAUGUCCAGGCACUGGGGAAAAUGAAACUAUUCUCCAUAACAUAAUAUCAUGUUCAUUAAACAUUCAAGAGAGGACAACAUUAAAUCAGAAAAUAAAGCAUAUCCAAACACCCUUAAAAUAUUAGCAAUUUAUUUACAGUCAAAACAUUGUUUGGUAUUGUAAAUUAACACCAUUUAACAAGUUUUAAUUAAGGUUUGUUCAGAUUAAAUAUUCAGACAAUUAAAACAAGGUAGCUUAAAUGUCCAGAAUAGGUACAUCUGAAUUUUACAUUAAAAGCUGACAAGCCUGGGAUUUUGAGCCACUUUCCACUCUAUUCAUCAGGCAAUCGAAGAUUACAAUUGUAGUACAUUAUCUAAACAACAGACUAAAAUCAGUUUAGAAAACUGUUUUUUAAAAAAUAUCAACUGGUAUCAAAGUAUGAUACCCUUUCAGACAGUGAAGCUGAUGUAUUUUAGCUCCAUUAUUAACCGUGUAAAUUAAGUCAAAUUACGUAUAAAACAAUCAUCAAACAUGUUUUUGGACAGGUGUGUGAAAUUCAGUCAGCUACUGAAAUUUAUUAUCUGCUUUCCCCCCCACAAAUACUUUAAUAAACUCUACCAGUCUGACAACUCAUUUAAAUAACUUAUUCUAAUGGUAAGAAAAAUACCAAUAUACUAUAAUGGUAUGGAAAUGAACAACUGUGAACAAUUCUUGUUCACAUAUUUGUAUCGAAUGUCUUCUUAAGACAUUGACAUAAAUACAUGCACAUCACUGGAAAAAACCUUUUCCUUUACGUAUGAACAGAUGUUGGUGUAAUUGGGUGGGGUCUCAUGCAUGCAUAUAUAAUUUUGAGGUAACAGAAAGACUUCUGAACAAAAAGGUAAACAGUAAUUUUUGGAAGCACUCAUCUCACAUGAUGCCGUUUUGACCUUUGACCCUAUACUUAUGACCAGGACCACAUAUGUGUUACGGUCCAUACGCCGGCGGCGAAUCGGGAUGAGGGCAGGAAGUCCGAAGAAUUUGUAGCCCUUCCCUCAAAACUUACGGCACGUAACAUAUGUUUAUGGUUGUAAUUUUGCAAAGAAAAAGAAUGAAGUUUCAGGUCUUAGAAAUCCAUGCAAUUUGAUCGGUAACAUCCUUGUAAAGCAGUGUGCGUCUUCCUUUAAAGUCCAUGACCCACGUCCUGCACAAUUCACUAAACAUGGCUUUUAGGUUAUUUUAGGUGUUAAAAGGUUCAAACAUGUCAGGAUCGAUCUUAUUCAAGUUUCUAAAGUGCUUUUUAGAGUGAUGUUAUGCGAGGCGUAUGCAGCAAACAUGUUGGACGGAUAUCCUCAGGUGAAGUUUGUAAAUCGUCCCUGUCGUAUCUCCUCCUUCUGCAUAUGCUGGUAACAUGACUGCAAAAGAGAACAAAGUCACACAUGGAUUAUGUCUCUAUGUAUCUUACUCUGUAUUGCUUACAGUUUACAUUGUGUGCAAUCAAAGAAAUAUAUUAUCAUGAUUACAUCAAUGCUUAUAACUAUGGAGUUUGAUUGGCGCAGUCAGCAAAUUAAUGUAUCUUAAGGAAUGAGAAUUAAUACUGUCAUUUGUGUAUGGAAGCUUUUAAAUUUCAUUAAAAAUUCAAAAGUACUGCCAAGAAAAGUUAUACCUGUUAAAAAUGUUAAUUCUAGUAAGUCACCAGUGAAUGCAUGCACAUUGAAUUUGAAAAAAUAUUAAAUGCCUGUGUCCAUUGGAUAAGGGAAAGGCCUGAAAUUAACUAAAGCUGUAUUUCAAAGUGUUUGUUUUCUGACCAUUGAUUUCCACUUAUAAACUAGAAUAUGACAGAAUUAGGACUGUGCAUUAACUUUAUUGUCUGUUAACACAAUUAAUUUAAACGGCUUGGCAUUCAUUAACAGGCUGUAUAACAUCGAUGAAAUGGUACGAAGGACAGAGGAAAUCAAACUUUUUAAAUGAACCUUGUUUGCUUUAUUUAGUUUACACUAAAAUAUAUAAGGAUAACUGAAUGAACCACGUGCUUCAGUGUAUUUAAUGUGGAAGAUGUAUAUCAAAUAAACAAUAGAGUUGA